Prunus armeniaca (apricot) is the source of this 1635-nucleotide messenger RNA. NCBI's taxonomy places the organism in Eukaryota, Viridiplantae, Streptophyta, Magnoliopsida, Rosales, Rosaceae. The record is from the annotation of a GenBank genome assembly.
AUGGAGGGAAUUUCAAAGCACAAGCGUUCCAACAGUGAACCAGUAAACAGAAAAUUUGAGAAAGAUAAACUGAAUAGCAUCCUCGAAGCUCCAUACAGUCUUAAAAUGAAGGAAAUGGGAAGACUGAACUGCUAUGUUGAAGCUAUGAUGAAGAGGCAAUCUACAGAUUCCGAUGUUCAAAGUUCUUUAAAUCAGGAGAUUCUACAGCUUCAAAAACAACUGGAGGACCAAUUUUUGGUACGGCAUGCUUUACAGAAGGCGUUAAGUUAUCGUCCAUUAUCACCGGAUUCUACAAUUGAAACCUCUCUACCAAAGUCUACCAAGGAAGUCAUUAAGGAAAUAGCUGUGUUGGAACUAGAAGUUGUGUAUUUGGAGCGCUAUCUUCUUUCCCUGUAUCGGAAAACCUUUGAUCAACAAAUAUCAUCUGAAUUGAGUGUGGCUCCUGGACAAGAUGAAUGCAAUGACAUAGUAGAACAACAAAAACUGUUAGAUUCAAGCAUUCAUCGUACCUGCUCAUCACUGUCUCAGCGUUCAACUUGUUCAACUAGAACUUCUCCUCGAACAAAAUCUCGAGCUAAAGCUGUAGAUUCAUACCACUCCUUACCUUUCUCGAUGCUAGAGCAAGCUCAGAGUGCAACUACAAAUGUAUAUCCGACAGAACAGCUUGAAACCUAUUUCUCUGAUCAAGUUCCAGACACACCAAACUGCAUUUCGGAGGAGAUGAUUAAGUGCAUUGCAACCAUAUUUUGUGAACUUGCAGAUCCACCUGUUAUCAGUCAUGAUUACUCUAGCUCUCCUAUCACAUCAUCAUCAACGUAUAACUUAUCUUCUCACAGUCAAGGUGAAAAGUGGAGCUCAAAACGCACAAAAGUUCCAUUUUUCAAUUCACAUUUCGAUAAGCCUUUCCACAUUGAAGGGCCAGAUGAAAUGAGUGGACCUUAUUGCAGAAUGCUAAAGGUCACUAUCUUUCGAUUGGAAGAAGUUGAUCUCAGAUCGAUGAAGCAUGAGGAGAAGUUGGCUUUUUGGAUUAAUGUGCAUAAUGCACUCGUGAUGCAUGCAUUUUUGGUCUAUGGCAUUCCACAGAAUAAUCUAAAAAGAGUUUCACUGCUACUCAAGGCUACUUAUAAUGUGGGAGGUCACGCCAUUAGCGUAGACAUGAUGCAAAGAUCCAUUCUCGGAUGCAGAUUGCCUCGUCCUGGACAAUGGCUGCGGCUGUUGUUUUCCAUGAAAACAAAAUUCAAGGUUGGAGAUGCACGGAAAGCAUAUGCAAUUGAGCAUCCUGAACCUCUUUUGCAUUUUGCACUCUGUUCAGGAAGUCAUUCUGAUCCUGCGGUUCGUGUAUACACAUCCAAGAGAGUGUUUGAGGAGCUGGAAACUGCAAAACACGAGUACAUCCAAUCGACCUUCCUUGUGCACAAGGAACAGAAAAUCCUUCUUCCAAAGAUUGUGGAGUCAUUUGCAAAGGAUACAGGAUUGUGCUCAGCUGAUUUGAUGGAGAUGAUUGAGCAUUUUAUGCCUGAUUUUCAAAGAAAAAGCAAUCAACCGUUUCAACACAAAAGAACCUGGAAAGGAAUUGAGUGGAUUCCUCACAACUUUACUUUCCGUUAUCUGCUAUCCAAAGAAGUAGCUUGGUGA